Thamnophis elegans (Western terrestrial garter snake) is the source of this 447-nucleotide messenger RNA. Its product is annotated as lysozyme C, milk isozyme-like. The record is from RefSeq and is a predicted model, not a curated record. NCBI's taxonomy places the organism in Eukaryota, Metazoa, Chordata, Lepidosauria, Squamata, Natricidae. The transcript has 4 exons. Gene Ontology annotation, molecular function: lysozyme activity. Bases 1 to 447 code for a protein of 148 amino acids.
AUGAUGACCUUCUUCCUACAGACAUUUCUUCUAGCUUGCUUCGUAGCUACUAUACAGACCAAGAUCUACGGUCGCUGUGAGUUGGCUCAUGUGCUGAAGAAGAAUGGGAUGGAUGGAUAUGAAGGUUACAGCCUAGCAAGUUGGAUCUGCAUGGCAUUUUAUGAAACCGGCUUUGACACCAAGGCCAUUGAUCGGCACAAAGGUGGCACCAAAGACUAUGGCAUCUUCCAUAUCAACAGUGGUUCAUGGUGUAAAGAAAACAAUGCCUUAUCAACGGCCAUUUGUGACAUAGCUUGCUCAGAUUUGCUGAAUCCUGAUCUUGAAGAUGACAUCGCCUGUGCCAAAAAGAUUGUGACCCGCUCUACUGGCAUGGCUGCCUGGCACCAGUGGAAAAAGCACUGUGAAAACCAAGAUAUGAGCAAGUGGGUAAAAGGGUGUAAGGUUUGA